UGAGUGAUCUAUGUUUUAGUAAGGUUGGCUACUUAGCGUUCAUAGCAAUGGUUAUCAACUGUACUGCUGUGAUUUAACGUAAAUCACAGAAAAUGGAUGUUGUGGUGCCAUCUGCAGAGAAAUACUUGAGGAUACGAGAUUUGACUAAAGAAGAGUUACAGAAUGUGUUGAGUGGUAGUGUCCCGACCUCUCAGGUCAUUGGCCUGGGGUAGGAUCAGAUGGGGUUAAAGUAGUGGAAUAACGUGGUGGGUUUUAAUGAGUGUAGGGUUAGUAAGAUAAUGAAAAAACAUUUUGUAUUGAAUUUGACCCAUUUUGUAUCACAAAGUGUAACGGAUUUAUACUAUAGCUCAUUUGGGGCGGUAACGCAACAAAUUGGAUGCCAACCGCCGUUAAACUCCACCGAAGAAGAAGAAGACUACGACAAAGAAGAAGAAGAAUGAUUAUUUCUGGCUGUAGUUGACGCAUGAAGUUUCACAUUUCCUCUGCUUUUUUGUUGUUGAUUUUGGCAACAUUCAGAAACUCGCUGGCCCCACCAAUCCCUACCAUUAUGCCUGCUCUAUUAGAGAGGCCCAAACUGUCCAAUGCCAUGGCACGCGCCCUGCACAAGCACAUCAUGCGGGAGCGAGACCGCAAGAGACAAGAGGAGGAAGAAGUAGACAAAAUGAUGGAGCAGAAGCAGAAGGAGGAGGAAGAAAGGAAGAGGAAGAAAGAGGUGGAGGAGAGAAUGUCUUUAGAUGAGACAAAAGAGCAGAUCAUGAAGAUGGGGGAGAAGCUACAAGGGCUACAAGAGGAGAAACACCAGCUCUUCCUCCAGUUGAAGAAAGUGCUCCAUGAGGAGGAGAAGAGACGGAGGAAAGAACAGAGUGAUAUGACAACCCUGACAUCAUCUACGUACCAGCCCAGCAUGGCUAUCCACUCAGGACAACACCUGCUCAGCAUGCAAGCGGGUCAAGUGAGUCACGGCCGCUCUGCUGCCCUGCUAGGAGAACGCAGUAAACAGCUCUUCCAGUCCCCUGUCCUUCCGGGGCGUCACUACCAGAGCCAGCCAGGGAUGAGCUCCGGAGGCUUGGAGCAUGGGCAGUAUGCAUCCAGCCAGGCAGCCCAUGGCCCCUACGGCCAGCUCACCCAGGCACAGCACGGCACUCCCUUCGCCCCCAGCCAGUCUGUCCCUGUCAGUUACGCCAGCAGCUCACAGCUCAGAGGUGCCUCAGCCUUCCAGGCCAUGCAGUACCUGCCUCAACAGCAGCAGGGCUACGCUGUACACAGCCACUUUACCUCUCAGCCAGGAUUCAUCCCUAGUGCUGGGAUCCCUCUACAGAAGCAACUGGAACAUGCCAAUCAACAGUCUGGCUUCACUGACUCUAGUGCUCUACGGUCCGUGCACCCUCAGGCUCUUCAUGCCAGUGCUGCAGGCCUGCUGCCUACCCCCUCCCUCACAGUGCAGAUCCCUCCUGCCAAGUCUGGCUUGCCAUACACCCAUCCCCCCUGUCCGGCUUCUCCAGGAAGCUUCACUCAUGGAACUCCUCCACAGCAGGCUCACCCAGCAACGUUUCAGAGCUCUCCUCGGCAUGCCUACCUUUCCCACAGCCAAUCAGGACAGAGGUUCUACCACCACACCAAGUAAACUGGCAACAACCACCACCAGCAAUUAGGGAUUGGCAUCAUUCUCCACACAGAUGUAGGCUUCAACUUUAACUGCUGAAAUAGUACAUCAAUGUAGCGUUUCUUCUGCCAAAAUGUUGCAUUAUAUCCCAUAAUGUGUAUAUUGACUACUUUCAGUAUGCAUUAGCAUGUUUUUAAAAUUUGAUAUAACAAAAUCUAAAUUUCAAUAGAUAAGCUUUGUUUCAUAAAGGGUGUCUCAAUCAUGACAUACUAUGAUAGAGAAUUGGUAGAUUCAGAAUGAUAAUAUUUGCAUUCCAAACAAUGGUGCUGUUUUCCUUGUUGAUGUGUUAGCAAAUGAACCCAAGCUUCAGUACUCUGUGCUAUUCACUUUUUACUGAUAAUGAAGGCCUCUUAAAAUACUCUUAAUAUUUGUGUUCUUAUUUAAAACAUUUUAAAUGAUUAAAUGUAAACCCUUCUCAGGGCCCAUGGAGGAAAUGAUCAUUUGCAAGGAAGAACUCUUCGAUUCACUUAAACAUGCUGCAUUUGUAGAAGCCAUAUUUUCCUAAACUUUUUAAAUGAAAAUCUACUAAUUUUAUUAAAUUGCACUUGAAAAGUAAA
This is a messenger RNA of Oncorhynchus kisutch (coho salmon), 2220 nucleotides long. RefSeq names its product G protein pathway suppressor 2-like. The transcript is spliced from 12 exons. Bases 464 to 1624 code for a protein of 386 amino acids. Gene Ontology annotation, cellular component: transcription regulator complex. Lineage: Eukaryota; Metazoa; Chordata; Actinopteri; Salmoniformes; Salmonidae. Gene Ontology annotation, molecular function: transcription coregulator activity. The record is from RefSeq and is a predicted model, not a curated record. Gene Ontology annotation, biological process: regulation of transcription by RNA polymerase II.